Molecule: messenger RNA, 2238 nt
Organism: Leishmania braziliensis MHOM/BR/75/M2904
Lineage: Eukaryota; Euglenozoa; Kinetoplastea; Trypanosomatida; Trypanosomatidae
Exons: 1
Coding region: 1-2238 (745 amino acids)
Source: RefSeq, a predicted model, not a curated record
AUGACUCUCACUUCUGCCGACUCGCCGCGGCACGCGGUGCCGCAUGAUGCACAGGAGUUGCACGACCGUGCGCACGUUUACCUUUCCUCUGUUGGCCCAACGCUGGAUUCCAUUGAAAACCUCCUGGCAUUGUGGAACCGCCUCAGCGACGUAUCCUCGACCGUUGGCAAGGUACCUGAGGGCAGCAGUUUUCGUAGUGUUCGCAUCGACCCCUUCACCGUGUUCAAGUCCCCACCAUUUAUCUCGGAGGCGGAGAUUGACCGCUCCGUCAAGCAACUGACCGCGAAGGAGCUGAAGGCCUUACACGACGAGUUUGAGCUCACCUGCAUCGACGACUUUGUGUACGUGCACUCCGACGAGGACAGCGAGGCGGGUGCUUUGAGGAGAGCUCAGGCUUCUGUCCACACUGUGCACUUUGGCGACGAUGCAGGAGGUGAUAAAGAGGAAGGCGACGGACACUACAACAACAGGGGGGAAACAGUCGCUGCUGGUGUGGUGCAGAGGAAAGGCGUGGUCAAUACGACGUCACCCAGAUUGGACGCGGGAUCAUCAGCGCCUGCAGUCAAAGUUAAGUCUGCCUUCUCCGACAUGUCAGCCACCUCGAGGGCGACCGCUCUUUUUGAAGGGAAUGCGGUUACAGUCAAGGCCUUCCGAGACACUGUUAGUGAUGGCGGUAGCGGAUCUGAUGGAUCCUCAGCCCAUUUCUUGACUCCUGGUGUUGCCCCGCCGAUGCCUUCAGCUGAUACACAAACGCCGGCGGUGAUCUCGCUGGAGAAGAUACCACCUUCCAUGAUCGCUGCCCGUGGGGAGGCGACGAAUGGUGACGCCUCUGACCCCUCCUCGCGACUGGCCGCCACCUUCUCUGUUGCUGCCAACAACCCGUCUGACUUGCCCUCUGGAUGCACUGUGGAACUCGAGUACACAGCGGACCACUGGAUCCCCAACUCUACCCGGCGCGCGCUGCAGGAGGAUGCAGGGGGUGCCAUCACCGUAACCACCGCCACGACGAACAUGGACACUAUUCCCGCUGUGACGGUGGAAUGCAGCGCGGCACCGGCAGCUGAGAGCACCUCUGCCAGCACCAAGGGGAGCGACGAAGAUGAGGACGAAAUCCGCUCCUUCACCACCUUCUCACGCAUCGUGCUCGCCAAUCAUGCGCGGCGACUGCAGUCGCGACAAGCGGAGGAGGAAGCAUCGCCGCACCCCUCAGCUCCGCAGCAAUCGCUGACAGUUCAAGAGGGCAGGAGGACGGGUGGAAAGGCACAGUGUGCUACUGAUCUCCCUCAAACAGAGAAGAGACCCGCUGCCGCGGCCGCACCAGUUUCUUCUACUACUGCCUUAUCCUCGCAUCCCGUGGCUACGACGAAGCCUGAUGUCGCCCGUGAACGCAACGCCUUCGUCCGGAUGCGCGUCCGCGACGUUCUCCUUGCCAACCGGGUGCGUGUCAUGGACACGUCUGUGCUUGGCGCUGCCUUUUUUGAGAAGAUGGAGACCACCUGGAGCGCUGCUGCCGACAAAACCACACCUAUUCUGCAGAGACUCGAUGCGCUUCUAUGCGAGUCGAGCGCGCUGCUGCAUACGCUGGAGGUUAUGGACCAUCAGGCGUACCGGGAGCGGGUCAUGGACCCCACACAGUACCUCUGCGUCCCGCGCUACAGUGUCGCCUGCGCAGCGGCGGACUGCCAUACACUUUUCUCCACCACUGUCACGCGUGUCAUGUGCGGACGGUGCGGACAGUUCUUCUGCCCCAAGUGCUCUGCUGAGCGAGGGGUGGGGCCCGAUGUGAAGUGCGACGGCCAGCGCUACUCGCUUGGCUGGGAGCCGCUGUGCCGCGUAUGCUAUCAAAUGUGCCGUGACAGCCAGCAGAGGAUAGUGGAAGAGCGCAAUAAUGUGCUGAUGAUCACGAACCAGCCUUUCAACGGCGUACAGACAGGGGAGGCGGCAGGCGAGGAGAGGAAUGCGCAUCACGCUUCUGCUGGAGAGAUGAGCUUGAAGCAAGCGGUUCUCUUCGGUGCAUAUUGCGAUGAGCACCGCUGUCUCAGCGACGGGCUUCCUCCCUUUUACGUGAUUCAUCGCAGCGCCAGCGAGACGGUGCACUUCUGGGAUAUCCUCGGCUACCACUUCGCCAAGACGCAGGGCACCCUUCGACGCGGCUGGCAAAACGCUGGCCACUUGGCGGCUCAAGCAAUGAACAGCGCAGCACAAAUGGUGUCGAGGCGAAAGGGUACGCUGCGGUAG